Molecule: messenger RNA, 1075 nt
Organism: Capsicum annuum
Lineage: Eukaryota; Viridiplantae; Streptophyta; Magnoliopsida; Solanales; Solanaceae
Product: alpha-L-arabinofuranosidase 1-like
Exons: 11
Coding region: 1-1032 (343 amino acids)
Molecular function (GO): alpha-L-arabinofuranosidase activity
Source: RefSeq, a predicted model, not a curated record
AUGGAUGCAGGCCGCUCCCGUUGUUGCAUUCUCGUUUUAGCUCUAUUUGGGAUAUGCAUCCAAUACCAAUGUUGUGCAAGUGGAAUUGACGCAAACCAGACAGCGCUACUGUUUGAGAUGAAUCAUGCUGGCUCUGGUGGACUGUGGGCUGAACUUGUCAGCAACAGAGACAACCAGACACUCGCAGACACCAGUUUUGAAUCUGGAGGCUCAUCCGUGCCAUCUCUGAUUAAGCCUUGGGAUAUCAUUGGGAAUGAUUCUUCUGUGAUCGUAUCAACGGAUCUUUCAUCAUGCUUUGAUCGGAAUAAAGUUGCACUGAGGAUGGAGGUGCUUUCUGACAAUACAGGUGCCAACAUCUGUCCAGAUGGAGGAGUUGGUGUCUACAAUCCAGGAUUCUGGGGCAUGAAUAUCGAGCAAGGGAAGAGUUAUAAACUGGUGUUUUAUCUGCGCUCAGACGAACCAGUUAAUCUAUCAGUAGCUUUAACCGGUUCAAAUGGACUAAAGAAGCUGGCUACAACUACUUUGAUUCUUUAUUGUUCUCGCAGAGUUGCUAAUGCAUCAAAUUGGACAAAGGUGAUGGUUAUGUUGGAAGCUGAAGGAACGGAUCCUAAUUCGAGACUGGAACUGAAAUCAACUACAAAGGGUGUUAUGUGGUUUGAUCGAGUAUCAUUGAUGCCUCUGGACACAUACAACGGGCAUGGCUUACGGAAGGACCUUUUUCGAAUGCUUCAAGAUUUGAAACCAGCAUUCCUCAGAUUUCCAGGGGGCUGUUAUGUGGAAGGGGUCAAGUUAAAAAAUGCAUUUAGGUGGAAAGAAACCGUUCGACCAUGGGAAGAGAGGCCUGGCCAUUUUAAUGAUAGGUGGUCAUACUGGACUGAUGACGGGCUUGGUCAUUUUGAGUUUCUUCAACUUGCUGAGGACUUGGGUGUGUUGCCAGUCUGGGUUUUCAACAGCGUUGGUUAUUUUCAGGAAUCAGCCAUGAAGAACAAGUUAACACUUCCAAUAUCUCACCUUUCGUGCAAGAUACCUUAGAUGGUAUUGAAUUUUCAAGGGGUGCUUCUAACUCAACAUGGGU